Molecule: messenger RNA, 861 nt
Organism: Linum tenue
Lineage: Eukaryota; Viridiplantae; Streptophyta; Magnoliopsida; Malpighiales; Linaceae
Source: the annotation of a GenBank genome assembly
AUGUCGGGACCACCAACAACGCUGCCACUCCGAUCGUCUCCUGACUAUUGGGCCUCCGCAAACGCCGACAUCCAGGCCCAUCUCGAGCGGGCCAUUCAGAUCCGCCACCCGCUCGCCGUCUCCGAGCCCAUGCGCCACCUCGCCUUCUCCGCCCCGGAAACCACCGCGCCGGCGCUGUGCCUCCUCGCCUGCGAGCUCGUCGGCGGCAGCCGGGACCAGGCCGUGGCAGCUGGGUCGGCCUUGCGUCUCGUCCACGCAGCCGCCUCGGCCCACGAGGGGCUCCUGUCGUCUCGGCCCAGGAAGGAUGGGCCUAAGUUCGGGCCCAACAUCGAGCUGCUCACGGGAGAUGGGUUGAUCCCAUUUGGGCUCGAGUUGUUGGCGAGCCCAACCACUCAAGCCGAGUCGAGCAGCCGGGUGCUACGUGCGAUCAUCGAGAUCGCACGUGCAUCCGGCUCGCACGGUAUGGUGGAGGCGCGGUACAACGAGAUCGAGAUGAUCGACAGCGACGGCGACGAGGAGGAGUGGGUGGAGCGGGUGUGCAAGAAGAAGGAAGGUGAGAUCCACGCGUGUGCUGGCGCGUGUGGGGCGAUAUUGGGUGGAAGAGGGGAAGAGGAGAUCGAAAAGUUAAGGAGAUAUGGAGUGUAUGUUGGGAUGAUCCAAGGAAUUGUUGCAGCGAAAAGGGUUGGAAGAGGAAGAAGAAGAAGAAGAAGAAGAAGAAGAACAUGGUUGGAGAGAAAGGUUGGUGAGCUAAGAGAGUUGGGUUUGAACGAGUUGAAAGGUUUUGAUCGAGAAAAAGUGGAGCCUAUUGCUAGCCUUAUGUUAACUUCGGAGCAUGAUAGAAGAUUAAGGGUGACUGAUUAG